Molecule: messenger RNA, 321 nt
Organism: Anisakis simplex (herring worm)
Lineage: Eukaryota; Metazoa; Nematoda; Chromadorea; Rhabditida; Anisakidae
Source: the annotation of a GenBank genome assembly
UAUUGGAGCGGUUUGGUUUUGGAUGAUGAUGAACGGAAAGUAACUUUCAACGAACUGUCCUCAUAUGCAGUCGGACUGUUCGUUCUUUUGGUGGUGUACGCAACUUAUAACGUCUUCGAGAUUUAUGUCACCUAUAAAUAUCAGAGGAACAUUAAUCCUCCGAGUGAAUUUAGUCUCGUCAGUCAAACGGAUCACCUCUACCCAGACCUCUCACCUGCUCACGCACUAUCACGAGAUCAGCAAGCGUCCGUCAACAAAGCCACACAGCGACCACCUCCUUACAAUCCUAACUAUGGACCAGCCCCACCGUACAAGCUCUGA